CGAAGUGACCAGUAUCCAGAGAGUUCACAGCCGUAGAGGGGGAGACAACCAAACUAGCACAGCGAGGCCCAUGUUUAUCCCCUGCCUCUUUACUGUUGUCUAUUUAAUUUAUUCUUGAUUGAUUGCGGAACUAUGAAGGCUUGCACAGUGCAUCUGUGUUUUACUUUUGCGCGUAUUGCUCAGUUUCCUCCGCACCACCUCAUUCACUGACAGCUUGAGCCAACCCAGCCAGCCAUCCAGCCCGUGAGCCAGGACCGGAGCGCCUACCGUCCCGUGGAAACAGCGCGGUGUAUGGAACAUGGCUGCGAUGAGGACUUUAACCGUGGCGGGGUUGUGUUUGGCUUUCUGCGCCUUGGGGCUUAUAGCAGUGGCGCUCAGCACUGACAAUUGGUACGAGACGGACGCCAGGAGACACCGGGAACGGUGCAAGACUUACUCCAAUAAAAGAAAUGAUCCCGGCUUCAUAUACAUCUCCAACCUGCCUCUACGGAUGCUGCCAAAGGAGAAACACGUAGAGAGGAAAGGCUCCAGUGUGAGCGGCGAGAUGCUGCUGCGGGCUAAGCGGCACCUCUCGCCCCUAGCCUCGGCCAUGGAGUCGCUCUGCAGUCGGCAAUAUAACUCCACUAUCACCGGACUGUGGAGGAAGUGUCACAGAGAGGGAUUUGACUUAGAAACCGAGGAUUUAAUCUUUAAAGGAUUGGUCCCACGCUGCACGCCAAUAAAAUACUACUACUCAUCUUCCGCGCUGCCCAGGAAUCUGCCUGUCAAUUUGACUAAGACCAUACGCCAAGAUGAGUGGCACGCGCUCCAUCUCCAGAGGAUGACAGCCAGUUUCAUAGGCAUGGCCAUAUCUAUCAUCCUGUUUGGUUGGAUCAUAGGCGUGCUGGGCUGCUGUAAGGAGCAUGAUCUGAUGCAGUAUGUGGCCGGACUGCUCUUCCUCAUGGGAGGGACAUGCUGCAUCAUCUCACUCUGCACAUGUGUGGCUGGAAUCAACUUUGAACUGUCACGCUAUCCACGCUACAUGUUUGGGAUCCCGGAAGAUAUCAGUCACGGUUAUGGCUGGUCUAUGUUCUGUGCCUGGGGUGGGCUCGGCCUGACGCUCCUGGCUGGUUUCCUGUGUACUCUGGCCCCCUCCCUGUACCCCCCACAGACCCCAGUGGCACACAAGCCUCGGCAGGAGAAUGGCUGCGUGUGACAGCACUCAGUGUUCAUGCAGACAUCAGUGUGGAGCCCUGCUGUGGACUUUUAUACAGGGACUCCCCUUUGAGAAACGCGUCUCACCUGGACUCAAGGAGAGACUUUACCUGAAGAGAAACACAGUUCUUCUGGUGCUUCUUUUGCUCCACUUUUCUGAAUGAACUGUUCCAUGUUAUUGCCUGCUCUUCAAGAGGAGAAUAGUUAUACAAAACUUUCUGCUGAAUCUGCCAGUUUGAAAAAAGAAUCCUUGUAACUGGCAGGAAACUGAUAGCACAACUUUGAAAUCUGUAUUGAAUAUUAUGAUGUGGUCUGUCACAUUUCAAAAGGGCAACUGUGUAUCACGAUGUACUCAUAAAAAAAUAUUUACAUGUAUUUUCAACUGUAUGUAUGCAGAUGCAUUUGUGUUUAUUCAAUGAAAACAUGACAUUAAGACCGAACUGUGUUUGAGAAAAUGUUUUGUUGUUCUCAAGGUCUUAACAAUGGAAAUAUUUUUAAAGAAUAAAAGAAGCCUUGCAAAA
Periophthalmus magnuspinnatus is the source of this 1715-nucleotide messenger RNA. RefSeq names its product transmembrane protein 276a (gene tmem276a). The coding region runs from base 299 to 1195 and encodes 298 amino acids. NCBI's taxonomy places the organism in Eukaryota, Metazoa, Chordata, Actinopteri, Gobiiformes, Gobiidae. The record is from RefSeq and is a predicted model, not a curated record. The transcript is spliced from 4 exons. Gene Ontology annotation, cellular component: membrane.